Molecule: messenger RNA, 893 nt
Organism: Camelina sativa (false flax)
Lineage: Eukaryota; Viridiplantae; Streptophyta; Magnoliopsida; Brassicales; Brassicaceae
Source: RefSeq, a predicted model, not a curated record
UAAUAAACCAUAACUAUGUAUUACUACAGUGUCAAUAAUUAGCCUUUAACCCAUUUCUCAAUUCAACGUAAACCAACUCCGGUUUAAGAUAAGAACAAUCAAGGGCAGUUUCGUAAUAAUAUAACAAAACUAUGUCCACGUAAUGAAGUGAGUCACAAGACCUCAAGUUCCUUCUAUAAAUUGCGUUGCCUCUGUUCCAUUAAGAGUAUCAUCACUCCAAAAUUUCUUAACCUGUGGCAACAUCCCAAACCAUUAUUAGCCUCUUUUAAGAAACCAAUUCCAAAGAUUCUAAUUAGGAAAUAAAAAGUCUAUAAAGAGAAGAGAAGUGAUUCAGUUGUGGUGGGGUGUUAGAAUAUGAAAUUCUUGUUGGAACUCGUCGUGCCUUGUUUUGGUUCACAGCAGUUCCAAGAAUCCACCGCCACAGCCGCGGACGAUUCGGUUUCAGACGAAUCGCAAACGCUAAUGAAACAGCGAAGGAGGCGGAAACGCGUUAGAGUGGCUGGUCAACCUGGACAACAAGUGGCAGAGUGGAGACCGUCACUUAGCGUGAUCUCGGAGAACAAACCGGCUAUAAAGAAAUCGGUAAAGCACGAAGAGAAGAAGAAAGUUCGUCGGAAAAGCGAAGGCAACGACGGCGGAGACGCGUCGUCACGAUCGGGCGGUGGUCAUGUUCGUUUCCGUAGUGACGAUUUCGGGAGCGAUGCUUUCGAACCGGUGAUCCCGGCGUUCUCACCGACUCCGUUCAUGUUUUGAGUUGAUCUUUUAAAAAAGUUUAUUAUGGAGUUUAUUAUGCGUAUGAAUAUGUAUAGUAGCAAUAAAUAUGUUAAUGGAAGGAUGUAGCACUAUUAAUGUAUGUAUAUAUUGCUUUGAUAUUAUAAUUACUACCACCGAAA